Messenger RNA from Lachancea lanzarotensis, 978 nucleotides. RefSeq names its product LALA0S22e00232g1_1. NCBI's taxonomy places the organism in Eukaryota, Fungi, Ascomycota, Saccharomycetes, Saccharomycetales, Saccharomycetaceae. The annotation marks the transcript as partial. The transcript has a single exon. The record is from RefSeq and is a predicted model, not a curated record. Gene Ontology annotation, biological process: flocculation.
GGCUCUACUGUGUACACCCCAUGGACUGGAUCAUUCACCUCUACUUUCUCCACCGGCGAGACCACUGUGACUGGACCUGACGGCAAGCCAACCACUACGACUGUGUACUACGUUGAAACCCCUGUUGGCGGAUACUAUCGGAACACGUCGUCUAGUGGACAAGCUUUCAGUACACGGGUAGAGCCCUCGGUUAUAACAAGUGGUGGAUCAUCUUUGACAUAUUCAUCAUCAGCGAAGGAAAGCAAUGCUCAUUCGGAAUCUGCAGUAACGACAACACACACCGAAAGCACAUUUGAUUCUACUGCGACUGCUCCUACUACUCAACCAUCACAAACUGGCUCUACGAUUGUUGUCACUGAAGGGAACACGGUGACUGGUUUCACCACCGCUAUUUCAUCAGCCAAUAGAUUAAGCACGUCCUCUGAUUACGCAAGUCCAAGUGCGUCAGCUGCUUCAAGUGUACCAGGUGCACCAGGCUCUGGGCCCGGCAAUGGCAUUCCAACCACUUUGAGUGGUUCAGGUACUCCAAGCUCCAGCUCUGGAUCUGCCAACCCUACUGCUACAAGUGUACCAGGUGCGCCAGGCUCUAGCUCUGGACUUGUUGAGCCAACUGCUUCAAGUGUACCAGUUGCACCAGGCGCACUCGGCUCUAGCUCUGAAAACGCUAACCCAACUGCUUCAAGUGUACCCGGUUCGCCAGGCUCUGGGCCCGGUAAUGGUAAUCCAACCACUUUGAGUGGUUCGGGCGCUCCGGGAUCAGGAUCCGGUAAUCCAACUGCUUCGGGUCUUUACACCACCAGUUCAGAAAGAAAUAGCGGAGCUCUAGAGACCACAAACGCUGGAGUGAAAACUUCACCGGUCACAACUUCUAGUUCGCUAGCCCACUCGACUGCAGCUGCCACAGUUUCGACUUAUGAAGGUGUUGCCAACAGGUUGGGCCUCGGAAUGCUGCUGGCACUUCCUUUGGCCUUGAUCUGA